AUGUUGCUGUAAUGUUUUCCUAUUCAUGUCAUUUCACGUUUGAGGUCCUUCUCUGUGUCAGAGUUUACAACAGGCUAGUCCAGAAGAAGGAGAAAAAUAUUUUUUUUGACCUGAAAAUUUCCUUACUUGUGGUCAGAAGUGUGUGAACUUGGCUUGUAAGAAAUCAAAAUCAAUGAAGUCAGUUGUAAGAAAUUAUUAGUGAUAGUGAGGCUAGAUGUGCAGACUUUACAAGUGAAAAUGGUAGAAAUAUUGAAUCUUUAUAUUUUGAUAGUAAAGAAAUCAGCUCAGUACUGGAAAGUGUAAACAUGAAAUGGCAAUUGGAGAAGGCUUUGUUAAUUUACUGCUGAAAACGCAAAUUUAUGUAUGUUUGCUUAAUUGCUUCACUUUGUAUUUUCAAGGUUACAGAUUACAAUUCAAUUAAUAUCAAAGUAUCCCAUGAGUCUUCCUAGCAGUGAGCUACCUCCCUUACUCAGUGUACUUCACCAGUUACUGCCUCAGCAGCGCCGAGGAGAGAGGACCCCAUACGUGCUUAAGUGUCUCACAGAGGUAGCUUUGUGCCAAAACCAGAAAACUGAUUUGAAAAGCACCCACAAGUUGGAGCUCCAGAGAACCUGGGCAAAGAUUUGGACUCUUAUCAUUCGCAGCGUAAACUUCCAGCAAAUCGAAGUGGAGAGCUUUGGGCUGCUUGGAGCUAUGAUUCAAGGAAACCUUGUUGUAACAGAUAAAGAACUCUGGAAGAUCUUUUCAGGACCUGCAUGCAAGCCUUCAAGUUCUUCUGUAUGUUGUUUAUCAUUAGUGAUGUCUGCCUAUUCAGUGCCAGAAAAUUUGGACACAGGAAUAGAACAUAAUUCUGAAAGAAAUCUGGAUUCCGCAUUAAGGGAGGCAAUAAUGAAAUGGGUCCUGUCCUGCAAUUUGGAGGAAGAGAUAGAAGAAUGUGCAGAAUUGCCUCCUGUACUCUGCAGUGAUUUUCCUCAUCUUGUAUUACAAAAAAUUCUUGUGAGUCUCACAAUGAAGAACUGUAGAGCUGCUAUGAACUUCUUCCAAAAUGAUGCUAAAUGUGAGCAACAUGUGCAGGGUAAAGAAGAAAACAGUUUUUCUGAUGUCGAAGAGCUGUACCUGCAGACAACAUUUGAUGAAAUGGAUAUUUUCACUAACUUUGCAGUAAAUGUUGCAGAUAAAAAUGUGAUGGGUUCAAGACUUGCCAUCAACCAAAAUCUUAGGGAAACACUGGAGAACUGCCUUUUAGCAAUGUCAGAAAAGCUUUUAAGCAGUUGUGCUCCUAAGUCUAAGGUUCUUUCUGCUGAACACCUUGUCCGAUGUGUCAGUCUCCUGGUUGGUGUUCUUGGCUGCUAUUGCUACACUGGUAUAUUUAAAGAAGAGGAUGCCUGUAAAUCAGAGUUGUUUCAGAAUGCUAAGUCUCUUAUUCACUAUGCUGGAGAAAGCAUUUCUCAGUCAAAAAACAAACUAAAUGAAGAUAACCAGAUCAACUCACUGAGGACUUUGAUAAUGCAGUGUACAAAAUGUUUGUGCAAUUGUACCAAGAACAGUGCUAAUAAGAUAUUGUCUAAUAUAUUCCUACGCUUGUUAACAUCAAAAUUUAUGAACGAUCUCAUAGAUAUUUGCAAAAAUCUCAUGACAGCUACUGGAAAACCAAGUGUACUGGGAGAAAUGGAUCUCAGGAAUGAUCCUGAGGAGAGUAUAGUGGAAGUAGAUAACCAGGUAUCUGAUGAUCUAUUCGAUAAUCAUUCAGUGACUGACAUCAGUGAUACAAAUGAAUCUGGGGAUAUGCAAACUGUAACAGGUGCUUUGAGCCCAUUAGCUGAGGAACAGUUGACAAAGCAGGAUUUACUUCUCCUUGAAAUUGUGAGGUUCCUAUGUAUUUCUGUAACUACAGUCCAAAUUCAGACAGUGAGCUUCCGAGCCUCUGACAUACGGCAGAAGCUGUUAAUGCUUACCGAUGGCAGUGUCUUUGAUAGCACUAAGCCAUUACAUCUGCACAUGUACUUGGUUCUUUUGAAGGAGCUCCCUACUGAAGAACACCUCUUGCCUGCAAUGGAUGCAGAUAUACUUCUGAAACCUCUUUCUACCGUGUGUUCUUUGUACCGUCGAGAUCAAGAAGUUUGUAAAGAAAUUCUGAAUAAUUUGCUCCCUAUAGCAGUAGGAUUGGCCCAGUCCGAUGCACAUGCUGAAGAGACAGGGAGUGCCAGAGGACAAUUUUUGACAGUUGUUGGAGCCUUUUGGCAUUUAUCUCAAGGAGGGAAGUGCACUGCAUCAGUAAGAGUGGCCCUUUUAAACUGCAUGAAAGCCCUGCUUGAGGCCGAUCCUUAUUGCAACUGGGCAAUCCUUAAUGUGAGAAAUGAAGAUCUACCUGUGAAUGAUGCCUUCCCACAUUUCCUUGCAGACAGUCACCAUCAAGUUCGCAUUCUUGCUGCAAAGUCAAUUAUCAGGUGA
Molecule: messenger RNA, 2451 nt
Organism: Pipra filicauda (Wire-tailed manakin)
Lineage: Eukaryota; Metazoa; Chordata; Aves; Passeriformes; Pipridae
Product: serine-protein kinase ATM-like
Exons: 13
Coding region: 436-2451 (671 amino acids)
Source: RefSeq, a predicted model, not a curated record